Molecule: messenger RNA, 3128 nt
Organism: Labrus mixtus (cuckoo wrasse)
Lineage: Eukaryota; Metazoa; Chordata; Actinopteri; Labriformes; Labridae
Gene: txndc16
Product: thioredoxin domain containing 16
Exons: 20
Coding region: 431-2923 (830 amino acids)
Source: RefSeq, a predicted model, not a curated record
GCUAUCCUAAAUAUAGCAACUUAACACUUUAACGAAAGCUGGAACUCCACUCUUUAAAAACACUUUAAAUAUUUCAAGUUGUAGAGUCAAAAACAUUGUAAACGCAUUAGUCUACUUCCCUGCGUUGCAUCAUCAUAUACAUACGUCGACAUGACUCAUAUAAAUGUACAGGCGCUAACUUUAGCUAGCCAUUUAAAGCAGUGCUCAUCUAUCCGGUCGGUUGCUAACAUGCUUAGCUAAGAGCUAGCUAGCGUCCCUUAUAUUCCUCAUAAGUAAUAAAAAUGCGCCAUUCUUUCCUCGUCUAGGAAAAGCUGCUGCUUUAUAUUUUGUUAAAAUGAUAUGUGAAUUACUAUCUGUGGUUAUUAGCAUUUGUGUCAUUUGGGAAGAGUAAAGUUGAACUCUUAACCCCACCUCGACUGUCUCAGAGAUCAUGUGUGUGUGGAUGUGUUUGUCCGUGUUCCUGUUGUGGAUGAGGUCAGGAGGAUGCACGGAGAAGGCCAACACGUCAGAUCUGAUUGAGUACACUGCAGCAGACUUCUACGAGAAGUUGCAUUCAGGGAAGAUGAUGUUUAUCUAUUUUGAGCAUCAAGUUUCUCCAACAGUGUCCCUCUUUUUGGUGGAGCUGGAGAAGUCUGUUGAGGCUCUGCAGGAUUAUGGAGUGUUGGUUGGCAAGGUCAACUGCAAUAAAGAGCUGGUUCACACAUACUGCACAGACGAGAGGGUGCUGCACACAGCUUUUCUCUUCAGGGGUGGAAAGGAGUUCCUGGGUUUUGAUUUGGACACCGUGUUUGAUGUCAACUCCAUUGUCUCUGAAGUCCUGUUUGCCAUCCUGCGUGAAGAGGUGAAGUACGUCCACACAGACGCUGACCUGCUGGCCAUGGAGAAGGCAGCCAGAGGGAAGAAGGAUCUCGUGCUGGGUUAUGUUCGCAGUCUGGGAACACAAGAGCACAGAUCCAUGAUGGAGACGGCGUAUGUGUACGGAUCCAAAUACCAGUUCAUCCUCAUCACAGGAGGCCCGGUUCUGAAGCACCUGGGUGUGGACGAGCUGUCUCACUCCUCCCAGGUGUGGUUCCUCCACUGCAGGCUUCACAGCAGCUACAGGAGCCCGAUGACCUCAGAGCGCUGCCCUUUAACCCGCAUGAGGAAACCCCUCUCCACCCUCAGCCUGCACUCCUUCCUGCAGCUCAUGGAGGCUCCACUAGUGUCAGAAGUUUAUGAAGACCCCUCCUCAGUCCAGCCCCCAGUGUUCCCCUACCAGCAGACCCCCCAGGUCUUCUUGUUCGCUCGUCCUGCCACCGAGCACCUGGACCGGGAGACGGCCGUCACCUUGGCCUGGAGGCUGCGGGGCCUCGCCCUGCUGGUCCUGGUACACAGACAGAGUCCUGCAGUGAAGACCUCAGAUGAUUAUAAUGCUGCUUACAGGUUACCUGUGAAGAGUUCAGACGUGAAAUAUUUGACCUUGCACGACCUUAACGAAGUAUUAGAUCUCUUCACAAACGAGGAGGAAGGAGAAGAGGACGAGGCGGUGGAGGAGGAUUCACAUGUUGGCGAGCUGGACGAUGAAGUAGCAGCGUCUCUAUAUGAAAACCGAGGCGACCUGCUGGACAUGGACUCAAUCACCCAGCUGACCUCUGAAAACUUCCACGCUGCAGUCGCUCAGAGCAGCCUCACAGUGGUGCUCUUCUACCUCAGAUGGGAUGCUGUUGCUAUGGCUUUUCUCAGCUCGUAUAGUGAAGUUGCAGAGAGACUUGAAGGUUCCGACGUCCAGAUGUGUGCAGUGGACUGCGGCGAGUGGACCGACCUCUGUGUCGCUCAGACGGGCGGCUCCCCCCCGAUCCCGUUCCGGCCAAUCACAGUGUUCCCCAGCGUCCUGCUGCUCCGCCCCCGGGAGUCGGCCCAGCAGUACAGAGGCAUGCUGGGUACUGAGGCGCUGCAUCGCUUCAUCAUGCUGAGCAGUCGAGAUUCUCCUGUGCUGCUGUCCACCCCUAAAGAAGUGACAUCAUUUCUCCAGGAGUCGCCUCACAACGAGCUAGCAGGCCACAAGCCCGACCGAGUGCUGGGGCUGUUCCAGACAGAUGCAGGUGCAUCACUCUUUACUGAAGCAGCAAAGUCCCUGAGAGGAGAGGUGCUGAGCGGGCUGCUGACAGAUGAGCUGGCAGAGGAAUGGGCUGCAGAGCACACUGUGGACCUUCCUGGAGUGUUUGUGUUUCCAUCGUGGAGGACACAGAGUCGUCCCUCCUCACUGACUCUGCCAACUUCUGUUGAAGAGCUGCUCACACACAUUAAGUCUGCACUGCUGCAUCCACUGCCUGAGCUCACAGUGGAGAACCUGCCGUCCUUCCUCUCCCUGGGUAAAGCCCUCCUCCUCCUCUUUGUGGGAGAAGAGGAGGAUGAGAUCGGCUGGAGGCAGAACCAGGCGCUGCUGGAGGAGAUGAGAGGAGUGGUAGAGUUGGGCGGGGGAAAGAUGGAGCGUUACCUGGCCUGCUGGAUCCACCUUGGCCGUACUCCAGCUGGUAUGUCUGUCCUGGGGUCAUACCUGGGCUCCAUGCCCCCCCUCCCUGCUCUGGUCCUCACACAUUUGCCCUCUGGAGAUGAAAUCUACCAAUACCCCUCCAACACCCCCAUAGGAGCACCCGCUGUGCUGCAGUGGCUGCAGAGGGUCGAGGACGGCAAAGAAUCCCCCGCAGGGAUGUUGGGUGACGACAGCUGGCCUCCUGCGCACGACUUCUACGACUUCCUGAAAGUGAUGGACAUGCAGGAGCCAGACUCCGCCCAGCAGCGAACUCUGUCAGCACACGACCACUAUGAGGACGUAGACGAGGCGACAGUGGAGGGAAAUGAUGUUGAAGAAGGAACGGGUUCCUCCUCCUCCUCCCGGCUUUCUGCUCCAGACAACAACGCUAACCUUCACUCUGAACUGUAGUGAUGAUAAUGACUCCAUUAUUAAAUCAUCGGGCUUAUAAACAGGUGUUUGAAAUAAGCACAAGAUACCUGAGCCUCAAUUAGCUUUAAGACAUAUGAUGACAUUUUAUACUCUGAAAUGUGGAAUGGACCAGAAGACACUGUGAACAUUUGAAUGAAAGGAAAUCUAUAAAUAUGCAUAAACACACUCUUCAUGUUUCUACACA